Molecule: messenger RNA, 1378 nt
Organism: Abrus precatorius (Indian licorice)
Lineage: Eukaryota; Viridiplantae; Streptophyta; Magnoliopsida; Fabales; Fabaceae
Exons: 10
Coding region: 38-1057 (339 amino acids)
Source: RefSeq, a predicted model, not a curated record
ACAACUCUCUCUCUCUCCCUCCAAUUGUCUGAAGGGUAUGUCGCAGGGCACAGGAACACUCAGCAAUGUGGUGGAUUUCGACCUACCCGAUGAGAUUCUCUCGGUCAUUCCAACGGACCCUUACCAACAGCUCGAUCUCGCUCGCAAGAUUACUUCCAUGGCCAUCGCCUCAAGAGUCUCUUCUCUCGAAUCCGACGCUUCUCGCCUUCGCCAGAAGCUUCUAGAGAAAGACCGACUCAUCCACGACCUCGAAGACCGUCUCUCUUCCCUCACUCGCGCCUGUCACCAAGCCGACUCCACCUUGAACUCCGCCCUCAACGAAAAUAUAAAGCUUACGAAGGAGAGGGACCAAUUGGCAGCAACUGUGAAAAAGCUAAGCCGAGAUUUUGCGAAGUUGGAGACAUUUAAAAAACAGCUGAUGCAGUCGCUAACUGAUGACAGCGCAUCUCAAGCUGAAGCCAUAGAUAUUGGAACCUGUGACCAAUCAGUUCCAAAGGCAUAUCCUGAUGAUAAUGGAAGUGGAUAUGAGUCACAUCGUUCACACAGUGGAAUUACAGAUGCGGGUAAAACAAUUGAUGAAGCUUCCAAGUAUUCAGGGCAAAGGUUUUCUUUGACCCCAUACAUCACACCACGUCUUACACCAACUGGAACUCCAAAGGUGAUUUCAACAGCUGGGUCUCCUAGAGGAUAUUCUGCUGCUUCAUCACCCAAGAAAACUUCCGGUGCCACCUCUCCCACAAAACUUCCAUAUGAAGGACGAUCAUCUCUCUCUUCAUGGUAUUCAUCAAGUCAGCAGUCAUCAGCAGCAAACUCUCCACCUCGGGGACGAUCACUUCCAGGUCGUACUCCAAAGAUUGACGGAAAGGAGUUUUUUCGUCAAGCCAGGAGUCGCCUAUCUUAUGAACAGUUCAGUGCAUUUCUUGCUAACAUAAAGGAAUUAAAUGCUCAGAAGCAAACACGAGAGGAAACAUUACGAAAGGCAGAUGAGAUAUUUGGGUCAGAUAACAAAGAUCUUUACUUAUCUUUUCAAGGAUUGCUUAACCGGAAUGUACGCUAAUACAUAAAGUAGCAUUGCCGUGAAUUAUGAGUUGGUUACUCACCCUCAACUUUCUUGGACCGAUGUUGACUCAUUCCGCUUCAAUCCAUUGAAUCAAAAUCCAACGAAGCAUUAAUCUGAGCCAUUGAAUUCGAGAAUAUAUACUCCAUCUAGGUUUUUCGUUCCCUAUUUCUUGUUUUAAUCCUGUUGCAUGUGUGUACAUAGAAACACAUGACUUUCUGAAUUGCGUGCACAGCUAGUUUAAAUGCUGAUUGAAUUUUAGUUUAUGGAACACCUGUGUGGAUGGGAAAUUUCUUUUAGAUGAAUGUGGCAAUUCUUUCU